GGGUCCGGGAGGCCUCGGCCCAGCCUGAGCGGUGGGCGGGACGAGUCUGUCUGGCGCGCCGCCUCUCCGAGGUUCAGAUCCGCUCCGCCCGCCGAGCCCUCGACGUUGGCCGCCCGUGCGCGCGGGUCUCGGGCCGGCAGGCAGAGUCACGAUGGACGCCCACCCGCGUGGAGUCCGCGUCUCGGGGUCUUCGCAGCUGCCAGCGCCGCCCUUGCUGCUGCUCUUGCUGGUCCUCCCAGUGGCCAGCGCCUCGGAGGCAGAGCACCGUCUGUUUGAGCAGCUCUUUGAAGAUUACAACGAGAUCAUCCGGCCUGUGCUCAAUGUGUCAGAUCCUGUCAUUAUCCAGUUUGAGGUGUCUAUGUCUCAGCUGGUGAAAGUGGAUGAAGUAAACCAGAUUAUGGAGACCAACCUGUGGCUUAAGCAAAUCUGGAAUGACUACAAGCUGAAGUGGAAUCCUUCCGACUAUGAUGGAGCAGAGUUCAUGCGCGUCCCUGCACAGAAGAUCUGGAAGCCAGACAUUGUGCUGUAUAACAAUGCUGUUGGGGAUUUCCAGGUGGACGACAAAACCAAAGCUUUACUCAAAUACACAGGGGAGGUCACUUGGAUACCUCCAGCCAUCUUUAAGAGCUCAUGCAAAAUCGAUGUGACCUACUUUCCAUUUGAUUACCAAAACUGCACCAUGAAGUUUGGUUCCUGGUCCUAUGACAAGGCAAAAAUCGACCUGGUCCUGAUUGGCUCCUCCAUGAACCUCAAGGACUACUGGGAGAGCGGUGAGUGGGCCAUCAUCAAAGCCCCAGGCUACAAACAUGACAUCAAAUACAACUGCUGUGAGGAGAUCUACCCGGACAUCACAUACUCACUGUACAUCCGCCGCCUGCCCUUGUUCUAUACAAUCAACCUCAUCAUUCCCUGCCUGCUCAUUUCCUUCCUGACUGUCCUUGUCUUCUACUUGCCCUCUAACUGUGGCGAGAAGGUGACCCUUUGCAUUUCAGUCCUCCUCUCCUUGACUGUGUUUCUCUUGGUGAUCACUGAGACAAUCCCAUCCACCUCACUGGUGAUUCCCCUGAUUGGUGAGUACCUCUUGUUCACCAUGAUUUUUGUAACCUUGUCCAUUGUCAUCACUGUCUUUGUACUUAAUGUGCACUACAGAACCCCGACCACCCACACAAUGCCUACGUGGGUGAAGACCAUAUUCUUGAAUUUACUUCCUAGAGUCAUGUUCAUGACCAGGCCAGCAAACAAUGAGGGCAACACUCAGAAGCCAAGAUCCGUCUACAGUGCUGAGCUCUCUAAUCUGAAUUGCUUCAGCCGCACAGAGUCCAAAGGUUGCAAGGAAGGCUAUCCCUGCCAGGAUGGGAUGUGUGGCUACUGUCUCCACCGCAGGACAAAAAUCUCAAAUUUUAGUGCCAACCUCACCAGAAGCUCUAGUUCUGAAUCUGUCAAUGCUGUGCUGUCCCUCUCAGCUUUGUCACCAGAAAUCAAAGAAGCUCUCCACAGUGUCAAGUAUAUUGCAGAAAAUAUGAAAGCACAAAAUGAAGCCAAAGAGAUUCAAGAUGACUGGAAGUAUGUUGCCAUGGUGAUCGAUCGUAUUUUUCUGUGGGUUUUCAUUCUGGUGUGCAUUUUAGGGACAGCAGGAUUAUUUCUGCAACCCUUGAUGGCAAGAGAUGAUGCCUAAGCACUAAAAUGUGUGUUUGAGGCUUGGUUUUGUGUGGGGGGGAGGGGUACUUUUUUUUAUUGUGGUAAAGUACACUUAAAACUUACCAUCUUAACCAUUUUUAAGUGUACAGUUUAGUGGUAUUAAAUAUUCAGUUGUACAACCAUCACCACCAUCCAUUUCCAUAACUCUUUUGAUCUUAUAAAACUGAAACUGUGAUACUCUAUUACAUAAUAAACAAUAGCUCCCUAUUCUGUCCUUUCCCCAGUCCAAUAAUCACCAUUUCCUGUCUGUAUUUUUUUUUUUACUUUAAGCAUCUCAUGAGUGGUAUCAUACUGAAUUUUUUUGUCACUGGUUUAUUUCACCUAGCAUAAUGUCCUGAAGUUUCAUCCAUGUAGCAUAUGACAUAAUUUUCUUCCUUUUUAAGGCUGAAUAUUCCAUUGUAUGUAUAUACCAUAUUUUGUUUAUCCAUUCAUCCGUCAGUGGACACUGGGCUGCUCCAUAUUAGCUAUUGUAGUUAAUGCUGCUAUGAACAUGGAGGUACCAAUCUCUCUUUGAGACCCUGCUUUCAAUUUCUUUGGGUAUAUACCCCAAAGUGGAAUUGUUGGACCAUAUGGUAAUUCUUACAAGUUUUUGAGGAACUGCCUUACUAUUUUCCACCAUGACUGUGCCAUUUUACUCCCACAAGGGUUCCAGUUCUCCACAUCCUCAACACUUGUUUACUGUUUUUUUUAAUAGUAGCCAUUCUAAUAGGUAUUAAGUGGUAUCUCAUUUUGAUUUGCAUUUCUGUAAUGAUUAGUGAUGUUGUGGUUCUUUUCAUGUGAUUAUUUACCAUUCAUAUCUUCUUAGAGAAAUGUCUAUUCAAGUCCUUUGCUCCAUUUUUGGUAUUUUUUUCAUUGCUGAGGGAUUAAUCAAAACUCCUGAAAUUUACUAGAUAUAUGAUUUUCAAAAUAGUUUCUUCCAUUCCAUGGGUUGCCUUUUUGCUGUUGGUAGUAUCUUUUGAUGCACAAAAUUUUUAUGAAGUCCAAUUUUUCUCUUUUGCUGUUGUUGCUUGUGUCUUUUGCAUCAAAUCAUUGCCAAACCCAGUAUCAUAAGCAUUUGUUCUGUUUUCUCCUAAGAAUUUUAUUGUUUUAGGUCUUAUGUUUAUUUAGGCUCUUUCUUAAUAGUAACAUACUUUCUAUCAAGCUACUGUAUUUGGUAUUUCAAGGUUUACUUAUUAUCCAGUUGUCUGUCAGAAAUUUUUAAAACAUUGAUUUUUGUCAAAAAAGAUGGAUGCAAUAAAAAUGUCAAAGUAUUUAUUAUGGAUAAAUGAACAUUUAGCCAGCCUUUUUGUUAAGGUGAAAACAUGUCAAAAUAUAAUUCUUCUACAGUGAUAAGUAGUGUGCUAUGUUAUGAAACACGUAAAAAUGGGCUAAAUUUGAAAACUAUAACC
Molecule: messenger RNA, 3086 nt
Organism: Manis pentadactyla (Chinese pangolin)
Lineage: Eukaryota; Metazoa; Chordata; Mammalia; Pholidota; Manidae
Gene: CHRNA3
Product: cholinergic receptor nicotinic alpha 3 subunit
Exons: 6
Coding region: 152-1675 (507 amino acids)
Biological process (GO): monoatomic ion transmembrane transport; signal transduction; nervous system process
Cellular component (GO): postsynaptic membrane; synapse; neuron projection
Molecular function (GO): acetylcholine-gated monoatomic cation-selective channel activity; transmembrane signaling receptor activity
Source: RefSeq, a predicted model, not a curated record